This is a messenger RNA of Hypomesus transpacificus, 8297 nucleotides long. Its product is annotated as unconventional myosin-X-like. Lineage: Eukaryota; Metazoa; Chordata; Actinopteri; Osmeriformes; Osmeridae. The transcript is spliced from 41 exons. The coding region runs from base 293 to 6640 and encodes 2115 amino acids. Gene Ontology annotation, cellular component: myosin complex; cytoskeleton. The record is from RefSeq and is a predicted model, not a curated record. Gene Ontology annotation, biological process: signal transduction. Gene Ontology annotation, molecular function: ATP binding; cytoskeletal motor activity; protein binding.
UAGUACAGUAGCGCACGGGCUCGCCUGCGCACCAGCGUCAAAGCUGUGAGUGGGCUUGUUGUAAAAUGUUUUGAUCCUGCAGAAGCCUUAUCAUUGAAUGAAAUCAACGUUUUUAGACUUGAGUAAUUUCACCGGACUGGAUACAAGUUUUGAAAAGAAGGAGAACAGGGAGAAUUGAUCAUCUUUCUUGAGCUCACGAAUGGAAAGCCUCUGGGAAUACUCCGUCUUCGACGCAAGUGUGGUAGCCUGAGUGAGAGAUUUCUGAGGGUUUAGCGGUUACGAAUUGUGUGAAAUGGAUUCCUUCUUUGUCGAGGGGGCCCAUGUCUGGCUGAGGGACAAGGAGCAGCUCCUGCCCUCCACAGUGAGCUCCUGCCAGGAGGGAAAUCUGGUCCUCACCACCCACUACGGAGAGGUGGUGUUUCUCCAGGAGAAGCAGCAGGUCAGAGAGAGGGUGCUUCUCAUGCAGCCCAGCAGCAUCCAGGGUGUGGAGGACAUGUCCUGUCUGGACGAGCUGCACGAGGCCGCCAUCAUGCACAACCUCCACCUACGCUACACCCAGGACCUCAUUUAUACUAACAUUGGCUCCAUUCUAGCAGCGGUGAACCCCUACAAGCAGGUCCCAGGUCUGUAUGACUGCGCCGCCGUGGAGCGCUACAGUCAGCACCACCUGGGCGAGCUCCCCCCCCACAUCUUCGCUGUGGCUAACGAGUGUUACCGCUGUCUGUGGAAAAGACACGACAGCCAAUGUGUGCUCAUCAGUGGAGAGAGCGGGGCAGGGAAGACAGAGAGCACCAAGCUGCUGUUGAAGUUUCUGUCAGUGAUGAGUCAGAACUCUGCUGGUGCCCCCCUGUCUGAGAGGAGCACCGAUGUGGAGCAGGCCAUCGUCCAGAGCAGUCCUAUCAUGGAAGCGUUUGGGAAUGCCAAGACUGUUUACAACAACAACUCCAGCCGCUUCGGGAAGUUCAUCCAUCUGCACGUCUCUGAGAACGGAAACAUCCAGGGAGGAUGCAUCAUCGACUAUUUACUAGAAAAGAACCGGGUGGUGAGACAGAACCCUGGGGAGAGGAACUAUCACAUCUUCUACGCUCUUCUGGCUGGGGUCCCCAGAGAACACAGAGAUGUCUACUUCCUCUCCGAAGGUCCAGAGUCCUACCACUACCUGAGCCAAUCUGGCUGUGUGACGGACAGAAGUCUGGGUGACAAUCAGCUCUUCAACAGCGUCAUGGAAGCCCUGAAGGUGAUGGGGUUCAGUGAGGAGGACAUUAGAGAUGUGUUCCAGCUGUUGUCAGCUGUGCUGCAGAUGGGCAACAUUGAGUUCAUGAUGGCCGGAGGAGCUCAGAUCACCUCUAAAGGAGUGGUCAGUAACGUGAGUGAGCUACUAGGUCUGGACUCCUUCCAGCUAUCUGAGGUUCUGACCCAGCGCUCCAUGAUCCUGAGAGGAGAGGAGAUCUGCUCCCCUCUCUCCAUCGAGCAGGCGGUGGACUCACGGGACUCUGUUGCCAUGGCGCUGUACUCCCAGUGUUUUUCCUGGAUAAUCAUGAGGAUCAACCAGAAGAUCCGGGGGAAGGACAACUUCAAGUCCAUCGGCAUCCUGGACAUCUUUGGCUUUGAGAACUUUGAGGUGAACCGGUUUGAGCAGUUCAACAUCAACUACGCCAACGAGAAACUGCAGGAGUACUUCAACAAGCAUAUCUUCUCCCUGGAGCAACUGGAGUACAACAGGGAAGGGAUUCAGUGGGAAGCCAUUGACUGGAUGGAUAACGCUGAGUGCCUGGACCUCAUAGAGAAGAAACUGGGCAUGUUGGCUCUUAUCAACGAGGAGAGCCGCUUCCCUAAAGGCACAGACUACACCCUUCUGGAAAAACUCCACAGCCGGCACGCAGCAAACUCCUACUACGUGAAGCCCAGGGUCACGGACCACCAGUUUGGGAUCAAGCACUACGCUGGAGAGGUGCUGUACGACGCACGUGGGAUCCUGGAGAAGAACAGAGACACAUUCAGAGAUGAUAUCCUGAACAUGCUGAAGGAGAGCAGGCUGGACUUCAUCUACGACCUGUUUGAGCUGGUGGGACCAGCAGGCAGGAACGGAGAGGAGACUCUGAAGAUGGGUACGGCCCGACGCAAGCCCACAGUCAGCUCCCAGUUCAGGGACUCCCUCCAUUCCCUGAUGGCCACUCUAAGUGCCUCCAACCCCUUCUUCGUCCGUUGCAUCAAACCCAACAUGGAGAAGAACGCCAACGUGUUUGACCCGGCGGUGGUGCUCAACCAGCUGAGGUAUUCUGGAAUGUUGGAGACAGUGAAGAUCCGCAGGGCAGGCUUUCCGGUCCGCAGAACUUUCUCCGACUUCUACAGCAGGUACAGGAUGAUCGUGCAGGGCAGUAGCACAGCAGAUGAUGUGAGGAGGAGCUGCACAGAGAUGCUCUUUCAGCACGACCCGAGCAGGAGAGACUGGCAGCUUGGAAAGACAAAGGUGUUCUUGAAGGAAGCCCUGGAGCAGAGGCUGGAGAAGGAGCGGGAGAAGGAGAGGAGGAGGGCUGGCAUGAUCAUCCAAGCCCACAUACUCCGCUAUGUGGCAAGGAAACACUAUCAGAGGGUCCUAUCCAGCACUAUCACCAUCCAGAAGAACUACCGUGCCUUUUUCUGGAGACGAGGGUUCCUGCGCCUGCGUUCCACCGCCCUGAUUCUGCAGACGCAACACCGAGGACAGCUGGCCCGUCGACGAUACCGCCAGCUCCUGGAGGACAAGAGGAGGAGAGAGGAAGAGGAGAGGAAAAGAGAGGAGGAGGAGGAGAGGAGGAGAGUGGAGGAGGAGGAGAGGAAGCUGGAGGAGGAGAGGAGACAACAGGGGGAAGAGGAGAGGAGGAGAGAGGAGGUGGAGAGACUGAGGCAGAUGGAGGAGAGGAGGAGAGAGGAGGUGGAGAGACUGAGGCAGAUGGGUGAGGAGGAAGGAAAGAGGAAGCAGAUAGAGUCCCUGCAACUUCAACAGGAAGAGGAGGACUUACAAAGGAGAGAGGUGGAGCACAGAAACUCUCUGUUGAAGAAUUCUGCUUGUCAAAAGAAGGCUAUGCCUGCGCCUCCUGGCCCCGCCCACACCUCCCUGGAGGAGAGCCGUCAGAUGGAGGAGAUCCUGCGUCUGGAGCGAGAGAUAGAGCGCCUGCAGCGCCAGCACGAGGACGGCGUCUCGUUGCAAGGGGACAUCUCCAGGGAGGAGCGCCGGCAGCAGAGAGAUGCGGAGAUCUUCCGUCUGGAAAAGGAGGCGUCACGUGUGGCCACUGAGUUCCUGGAGCUCCUGGACUUUGGAGGCCUGGAGCCAUCGCUGUCAAGCGAGGAGAAUCUCCAUGACGAUCCAUCCGACUCUGGCGCCCCUCUGGCCCGCGCUGAGGAGGAGGAGGAGGAGGACGAGGGCUUCCAUGCUGAGGAGUGCAUCCCCCUUCCGGAGCUCCCUCCCCGCACCAUCAGCCCCCUGGACAAGGACGUCCUCCGCAGCCUCCCCCCUCCCCCCGCCCACUUUGCUGAGGGAGUGCUCCUCACGUCUUCCUCUCCAUCCAUCCUGGCACCCCCCACCCCAUCAACGUAUGCCCCCGCGCCUCCCCCGCCUCCCCCUCCACCUGCCUGCCCCCCCCCAGGCCUCACCAACGGGGACAGAUAUGCCUACUUCAAGGCCGGCAGGGCAUCAGACUACAAGUCGGCCAAUGAGGAGCCUUCGUUCAGCAUCCUGCCGGACACGGAGUCAGACUACGACCAGGAUGAGGAGGACCAGAGGAGCUCCACAGACGCAGCCAGCAACAACGACGGCCAGGCCACGGGCCAGGAUGCGCUGAGGAAAUCCUCCUGCACACAGAACAGCCUGGACUCCUUCAGGGGAAGCUCAGACUCGUUCAUUGACAGUGAGGAGGACAUUGACGGCUAUGUGGACACAGAUGAGGAGGUGUCCAAUGGGAGGGUCAGUCUGCUAAAUGGAAGCUCCCCACCAUACUUCCACAGCUACCUCUACAUGAAAGGAGGUCUGAUGCUCCCUUGGCGGAGACGCUGGUGUGUUCUGAAAGACGAGACAUUCAUGUGGUUCCGGGCCAAGCAGGACGCCCUCAAGUCUGGCUGGCUGUACAAGAAGGGUGGGGGGAUGUCCACGCUGUCCCGACGCAACUGGAAACAGCGCUGGUUUGUCCUGCGGGAGUCUAAGCUCCUAUACUUUGAGAAUGACGGCGAGGAGAAACUGAAAGGAACCAUCGACAUCCGGGCUGCAAGAGACAUCGUGGACAACCACGAGAAGGAGAAUGCUCUGAACAUUGUGACAGAGGAGAGGACCUAUCACAUCUACGCAGAGACUCCUGAAGAUGCCAGUGGAUGGUUCAACGUGCUGAGCAAGGUCCACAGUGCCAGUCCAGAGCAGCUGGUGGACAUGCAUCAUGAGCAGGCAAACCCAAAGAACGCUGUGGGAACUCUGGAUGUUGGUUUGAUUGACUCUGUCUGUGCGUCAGACAACCCUGACAGGCCCAACUCUUUUGUGAUCAUCACAGCCAACCGGGUGAUCCACUGCAACUCUGACACCCCGGAGGAGAUGCACCACUGGAUCGGCCUGCUGCAGAAGCCCAAGGGAGACUCCAGGAUUGACGGCCAGGAGUUCCUGGUCAGAGGCUGGCUGCACAAGGAGCUGAGGUCUGGAGCGAAGAGCAGCUCUGUCAAGCUGAAGAAGCGCUGGUUCGUUCUGACCAGCAACUCACUGGACUACUACAAGUCCUCAGAGCGGAGUUCCUCUAAGCUGGGGACGCUGGUCCUCAAUAGCCUGUGUUCCGUAGUGCAGCCUGACGAGAAGGUCUUCAAGGACACCGGAUACUGGAACAUCAUCGUACACGGACGCAAGCACUCAUACCGCCUGUACACCAAGCUGCUGAACGAGGCCAUGAGGUGGGGGUCUGCCACCCAGGGAGCCAUCGACAGCAAGGUGCCCAUCGAGACACCAACCCAGCAGCUCAUCAGGGACAUCAAGGAGAGCAGUCUUAAUGUAGAGGCUGUGGAGCAGACCUACUGGAGGAACCCCAUCCUAAGAUAUACCCAACAUCCUUUGCACUCCCCUCUGCUACCUCUGCCUUAUGGGGACGUCAGCAUCCACUUGCAAAAGGAGAAGGGAUAUUCCAGCCUCCAGGAUGAGGCGGUGAAGAUCUUCAACUCUCUGCAGGAGAUGGAGGCGGUGUCGGACCCUGUGCCAAUCAUCCAGGGCAUCCUGCAGACCUGCCAGGAUCUGCGGCCACUCAGGGACGAGGUUUACUGUCAGCUGAUCAAACAGACCAAUCAUGUCCCCCAGCCCAACAAUUCUGCCAAUCGCGCCCACUGGCACCUCCUCACCUGUAUGAGCUGCACCUUCCUGCCCAGCCGAGGCAUCCUGCGCUAUCUCAAGUUCCACCUCAAAAGGAUCAAGGAGCUUUACCCCUCCACUGAGAUCGAGCAGUUUGCCUUGUUCAUCGGAGAGUCCCUGAAGAGGACUAAGGCCAGGGAGUACGUUCCCUCCCAGGAGGAGAUUGCCGCCCUACUGAUCAGACAGGAGAUGACCACCACUGUGUACUGCCACGGAGGAGGCUCCUGCAAGAUCUCCAUCAACUCCCACACUACUGCUGGGGAGGUGGUGGAGAAGCUGAUCCGAGGUCUGGCCAUGGAGGACAGCAGGAAUAUGUUUGCUCUGUUUGAACACAACAACACGCUUGACCGCGCUGUGGAGAGCCGUGUCAUUGUGGCUGAUGUUCUCGCUAAGUUUGAGAGGCUUUCAGGCAGUGAGGAGGUGGAGGAGGAGGGCCAGUGGAGACUCUACUUUAAACUCUAUUGCUUCCUGGAUGUGGAGAGCAUGCCCAAGGAAGGAGUGGAGUUUGCUUUUAUGUUUGAACAGGCACAUGAGAGCCUGACCAGCGGACACUUCCCAGCGCCCGAGGACACCCUCCAGCACCUGGCCGCGCUGCGCUUGCAGUUCCUCCAUGGGGACAAGACCCGGCUCAGCUGGCCGCUGGACGCCAUCUACCCUGUGGGCCGCCUGCGCACCCGCAUCCUUCACUUCACCAAGGUGGGCGGGGCCGGUGGGGCGGGGCAGACGGGACACACUCUGGAGCGACGGAGAACCAGCUUCCUGGACGGGACGCUGAGGCGGGGCCUGAAGACAGGCUCCAUGAAGAAGCAGAGGAUGGAGGAAGAUCUGAUGCUGGAGAUGUGGGUGAAGGAGGAGACGUCAGCCACCAGGACCAGCAUCCUGGAGAAGUGGUCCAGGCUGACUGGGCUGGACCAACACCAGGCUAUGCUCAAAUACAUGACCAUCAUCAAGGAGUGGCAUGGAUACGGAUCCACGCUCUUCGACGUGGAGUGUAAAGAGGGAGGUUUUCCGCAUGACCUGUGGCUGAGUGUGAGUGCUGAGAAUGUGUCUGUCUAUAAGAGAGGAGAGUCUCGUCCACUGGAAACCUUCCCCUAUGAACACAUCAUCUUCUUCGGCGCUCCACAACCCAACACCUAUAAGAUCACCGUGGACGAGAGAGAGAUGUUCUUUGAAACCAGACAGGUGGGAGAGAUCACCAAAAUCAUGAAGGCCUACAUCAACAUGAUAGUGAAAAAACGCAGCAGUUUCAGAUCUAUGUCCAGCUACGGAACCAACUGGAUCAGAUGAGAGACGCCACCAGGAUGCGCUCCUCCAGAGACAGGCCCACCAGGAUGCGCUCCUCCAGAGACAGGCCCACCAGGAUGCGUUCCUCCAGAGACAGGCCCACCAGGAUGCGCUCCUCCAGAGACAGGCCUUGAGACAAGACAACCACUGCCCAGGAGGGACGGCAAAUUCCCACUAGAGAGAAUAUCUCCACCACAGACUUGUUCUGAUAGAGAGGAAGUGUUGGUACUCCUCAGUGCAUAUGCAAACCUGAUAUUGUAGUAUUGGCUACUGUCUUCACCUCGUCAGUAUGAUGCUUCACUUUAGCUGAACAUCUUCUGUUAUGUACACCACCUUGAUAAAGGCUGCGAUAUUACGUUAGCAAAUAUCACUCCUACAUUUCAGUUCUACAUUUUCACAUCUGUAUUAGAUUAUGAUACAAGUUGAACUGACUGGAAGAUCCUCCCCUCAUAAGACUCUGUUUAUGAUUUCACAGUGGCAUAAUAAGACUCUGUUUAUGAUUUCACAGUGGCAUAAUAAGGCUCUGUUUAUGAUUUCACAGUGGCAUAAUAAGGCUGUUUAUGGUUUCAGAGUGGCAUAAUAAGGCUCUGUUGACCAAAGUGUUGCUGAACCACACAGGUAAACCUUACAUGUUCUUUGUGUAGAUUCAGCCACUGAUCAUAAGUACAGGAUAUCCUGCUUGGAGAGUCCCUCAGGUUUCAACGGGCAGCACAACUGUCGUCAUCACACUUGGGGAUGGUAACCUUCCUCAACGCUAUUGCCUUAAUUAGUAUUAUAGCUUCCCACGGCUAUUUAGGACAGUCAGCAAUAGUCUUAGUCCUGGCAUUGCAUUUCACUUCUGGAGGACUGAAAGGUGUUUGAUUAUGACAUCCUCGGUGCAAAGGGAUACAAGUAAAAUGUGCCUAAAAAAAUCUGUCUUUAUUGAAGUUUUAGUUUUUACAGUUUAGUUGAACAAACCAAUAGAUUCCCAGAACCUCAUAUGACUGUUUCCACAACGUAGCAACGUUCACUAAAGGCACUGGCUUCAAAUUAUGAUUUUCUUUGCAUAAAAAAAGUAUAGAACUAGUCCUCUGUAUCUAACUUUGAUUUGAAAUCUGUUAUCUCAAGUGAAAUGUUUUAUUACAUUUACAUUUUGUGACAAACUGUAUAAAGAAAACAAGCACAUAUUGCUUUGUACAUCCGUUACUGAAGGAAGAUAUUAUUAUUUGUGUCAAAUGAUGGAGUGUGUCUUAGUUUGGGGGAGGGCAGGGUAUUUAUUAAAUGUCAUGCUGAUGAUGGGAGAGAGAAAGAAAACACAUCAAAAGUCAAUACAGAGAGUAUAGUAGGCUAUAACAAAUCUAUCAAAAACUGCACGUAUAAACAUAACAAUACCCCCAAAUUAACUGAAACCUGGUUAUCAGGUUUUCAUUCUUCAUUUAACUGCGGAUCCGAUCUAUGGCAUGAAUCUUUACCUCACACUCAGCAUCACUGACCCACCUGGCUCUCCUCUGUCAUUGACUAAUCUGGUCUGCUGCCGGCAGCUAUACCAGAGCUCAUAGCUUCCCAUUUAUAAUGACUGAACAAAUAUCAUUUCUGCUUGUUUGGAGUAAAACGAAUCACAAAAUGAUGUUUUAUAACUGGAUUUAAAAAUGCUUUAAUAAAUUAUUGUAUUUCAUAAGGA